GACUGCUGUUUCAACUCCUAGCAAAAUCGAGGGCUGCUGUGAUUUGUGCCAUUCGACUUUCGACCCUCGCCAGUAGGGUGAAUGCAACCAGUGUGAGAUCAGCUAUUCCCGGGACUAGAACUGGAACCGAGACUUCUGGUGCAAGUUGACAAACAGGACGAGUGUGCGGGCAGUGUGAUGCAAUUUUGAAUAACAUUUAUUAUUAUCGUUAUUAGAUUUUAUUGGUGCGUGAUUUGUUGCGAAAAGGGGAGAAUUUCCGAUGACAAAAAGCGACGAGUGGUGUUAAGUGAUUGUUAUGAGGCUUUUGUUCGGAAGUGUUUCUUGUGGGAAAUCAGUUUGAAUUGGUUUGUGUUUCAGGAUGUCCACCGCUUUCAUGGUUGACAGUAUCCUGCAGGAAAAGGAUGUAGGGCACUGUUCCCUCAAUCGUCUGCAUUCGUCGAGUAGGAUCAGUGCCGGUGGAGACUCGUCAAUUGCGUCCGUGUCCGGCUCGGACAGCGAGUUUGAGGAACACGUGUCCGAUCUGAAGGAUUCCAACAGUUUGUGUGAUUCUCCGAAGAGUUUCAACAGCUGCAUGAAUGUGAACAAUUCGUCCUUCUCCGACGAUGAGCUGGGUCCGACGACAACGACGGUCCUUCGGUCCUACAACGGUCCCAGUGCGAACGAUGAAAACAAUAUGCUGAUGGAUUAUUGCUGUGGCAAGUGUGGCCACUAUCAGUCGGAACCGAACCCGGUGGUCCGGAAUGGUGCGCACGAGAAGAAUAGCUUCUCCAGUGAGGGUGAUUAUGUGUUUCGGUGUCAGAAGUGUGGUUUUAGCGAAUUUAUUGCCUCCAAGCGGACCAUACUGAAAGAGGCGACCAAGCCAGUGCUCAAGUUUAGCGUAUCGGCGAUCCUGGGUGAUAAGAAGGAGUGCGUGAAAGUGCGGAAUGAAUUUAUCCAACCUCAACAUCUUUGGCCUUAUAUUCAACAAAACCUUAUUCAACAGAACCAUUUAGUGAAUCCUGCGUUUUUCACCAACCACUUCCCGCCCCAUCACCCCCAUCAACAACAACCACAGUCUCCUCAUCAUACGCAUCAUCUAGUCAACGGAGGAAGUCCAACCGCGGGCAACAAUAACAACAACAACAACAACAGUAGCAGCAGUAACAACAACCACAACAAUAGCAGCAACGGUAGUAAUUGCAAUAGCAAUAAUAGCUGUAGUAACACCACUAGCGAAGCUGGCAGCUUACCAAACAGUCCGGACCUACAAGAUGAUGGUUCUCGUCUCCAGCAGCAAUCAGCAGCACAGCAGCCUCGAGAUAAUAAAAUCAUUGCGAAACCACUCCCAAGCCGGCCGAUGCCUUUCCUGCAGCAUGGACUGAACCAUCCUCAUCUUCACUCGCUGCUUGCCCACUGCCGGAAUCCUUAUCUACCGGGUGGUCCGCAAGUGUUCCCACUGCCGCCGGGACAGGGAUUUCCAUGGGCGCACUCGACACGAGGGAAACCCCGACGGGGGAUGAUGCGGCGGGCGGUGUUUUCUGACUCUCAACGAAAAGGACUCGAGAAACGGUUUCAGCUGCAAAAGUACAUCAGCAAACCAGACCGAAAGAAGCUAGCCGAACGACUUGGUCUCAAGGAUUCCCAGGUUAAAAUAUGGUUCCAGAACCGUCGCAUGAAGUGGCGUAAUUCGAAAGAACGCGAACUUCUUGCCAGCGGAGGAUCCCGCGAUCAAACACUACCAAACAAGAACAACCCAAAUCCGGAUCUGUCGGAUGCACGUGGAGAUCGGGCCCAUUCACUAUCACCACCCUUAUCCCCACCCCCAGCACUAUCAGACCAACAGUCACCACAGCAGCAGCCGCAGCAGCAGCAGCAGCAACAACAACAAACGCACUCUCCCAUGCAGCAGCAAUCAUCACCGCCAUCAAUGAAAGCCGCUCUCGUAGUAGGCGCGGAAAAAACAGCAGCACUGAUAAACUUCAAAACAAAAUUUGACCUGGCGAAACCGUCGACCAUCGGCGUUGAGUUCAAGUACGAGUUUGAUGACAUCAGCGGUGCCGGUGGAUCGACCAACGGUCCCCAUCAUCAACAGCAACAACAUCAGCAACAACAGCAGCAACAACAGCAUCAACAGCAGCAACCGAGGCCACCGUUGAUGAACAGUUUCUAUGCUAAUGCGGAUCGUGAUCGUGAAAUGCUGCUGGGUGGAGUUGGUGGCGGCGCCGCGUUCGCUAAUCGUACUAAUAGCUGCUCCUCCUCUGACAACAUGUCGUCCGGGAUGUACUACGACGAGUACGAUAGCAAUUCGGACGAUUCUGACGAGGAGAUCAAUGUUACGUGACCUGAUAGUGAGGUGGACUCUAACUAGAGGAAGAAAUGCUUCCCAAACUGAAGUUGGUCGGUGUAGAUUUGGAAUUCUUAUUUCGUGAGCUCGUUUAGUUGAUAAGAAGAAGUAAGUCUUGUACAUUUGUAAAAGCAACUCGAACGGUUUUAAAGUAACCCUAAACAAGUAGUGUAUAGUUGAAAGUUGAGUCAGUGAGGCAUUUCGCACCUGUACAUAGUCAAUAACUCAUUCACUGGUUCUCUGAUUGGUGAAGAAAAAUCAUUAGCAUUUAGGAAGUUCUUAAUAUAUAACUAAUACACACACAAUUUUUCGUCUGGCGCUUGCGCGCAAGGACGUUCAAACAUAUAGGAAGAAACUUACCGAAUGUUAAUUGUACAUUUUCUACGGCGAAAAAUUGUAUCCGAACACUAAUAAAUUAAUUAACUUAUUAUGAAUAUUAAGCAGCGUCACUUUAAAAGAAGCAGAAAGACAUCUAGCCUAGCAGUCUAU
Messenger RNA from Topomyia yanbarensis, 2812 nucleotides. It is a transcript of the gene Dbx, whose product is annotated as BEACH domain-containing protein lvsD. The transcript is spliced from 5 exons. The record is from RefSeq and is a predicted model, not a curated record. Gene Ontology annotation, biological process: regulation of transcription by RNA polymerase II. Bases 359 to 2320 code for a protein of 653 amino acids. NCBI's taxonomy places the organism in Eukaryota, Metazoa, Arthropoda, Insecta, Diptera, Culicidae. Gene Ontology annotation, molecular function: DNA-binding transcription factor activity, RNA polymerase II-specific; DNA binding.